Messenger RNA from Hyphopichia burtonii NRRL Y-1933, 1945 nucleotides. RefSeq lists its product as uncharacterized. The transcript is spliced from 2 exons. The record is from RefSeq and is a predicted model, not a curated record. The coding region runs from base 161 to 1945 and encodes 594 amino acids. Gene Ontology annotation, biological process: mitochondrion inheritance. NCBI's taxonomy places the organism in Eukaryota, Fungi, Ascomycota, Pichiomycetes, Serinales, Debaryomycetaceae. Gene Ontology annotation, cellular component: mitochondrial inner membrane.
GCUAAAUUAAAAGUUUGAACCAAAUAGUGAUUUAAAAGAAUAGAAGAGCUCGCUACUUUCAAAUUGUUGAGAUAGCCAAAGUUUUCAGUACAAGUCUUCUUGAUCUCUCCAAGAUUAUAUCGUUCAAUCACAACUCCGAAAGUUAGUUGAUGAUUCAAAGAUGUUUUCACUGAUAUCAAAGUAUAAUUCGAGGCCAACUUCGCUACUCUCAAGACAUCUACUAAGAGGCAAAACCUUUUAUAGACCAUUGUGUUCUUUGUCCCUAUUGAAAAAUUAUCAAUUGCAUCAUAUACAUCAAAAGAAGUCAAUCCCCGUUCGACCAUUCCAGAUUCAGAAACUAUAUAGUACAAAUAAGUCACCAGACGAUGACAAGACCGUUGUAACCAAAGAACAACUAUUGGCAAGUGCAACCAAUUUUUUUUCAAGGUUUCAAAUUAGAUUGAAAUGGCUAUUGAAAAAAUCAAAUAGACCUUUUAAUACUGAUGAUUAUUCAGCAUUAUUUAGUUGGUUAGUUAUGGGGAAUGCUCUUCUAUUCUUCCUUGCUACAACAACAUUUUUUUCCUUAAUUAUUUUCACGAUAAAUACUGUUUUCGCUCAAGAGUUUGUUGCAAGAAAAGUUGGUGAAUUCAUAACUAAAAACUCAAAAUUAACCGUUACUUUCGAACAUGCCAUUGUUCCUGGUUGGUCAGAUGGGAAAAUAAGUUUUAGAAAGUGUUUUGUUAGUAGACGUCCUAAAAAUUUUAAGAAAUUCGUUAAAGGUUCUCAAGCUGAGGCUUAUGCUGCAAGUCAAUCUCAAGAACUCGAAGACGAUAACGCAGCUGAUGAGGAAUAUGAUGAUGGUAACUAUACUCAAUUUGAUUUGACUAUUGAAGAAAUUAAUGUAUCACUUUCUUUCAAUAAAUGGGUCAAUGGUACUGGAAUCGUGGAAACAAUGGGGAUCAAAGGUAUGAGAGGUGUAAUUGAUAGAACUCAUGUUCACUGGGAUCCAGAUGAUGAUGCAACAAAUUAUAAAAAUAUUUAUGAGCCGGGUGAUUUUGAAUUUGAAGACUUUAAAAUGGAAGAUGUUUUAUUCGAAUUAUGGCAACCGAAUAAUUUUAGGCAUUUUAAUGUUGCAAUUUAUAAUUGCGAAUUAUCUAUAUUAAGAAAACAUUGGUUAUUUUACGAUUUCUUAAAUGCUAAUAUAAUGAGUGGUUCUUAUGAUAAUUCGUUAUUUACAAUUCAUAAAAAACAAAGAUUUAAUGACUAUAAUGCUCCUUUAAUGAAUAAAUCUUCAACUUCAAAUUCAAUAUCUGACACUUGGAAACGAAUCACUAGAUUGAGAGUUGACUCUUUGAACAUCGAUCAUUUAAAUACUGGUUUGGAAGGACCGUUCGGCUGGAUCACCGAUGGUAAAGUUGAUAUGAUUGGUGACGUUAUGGUACCUCAAGAUAAUAAAGACUUAAAUGUAUCAGAAUUAGUUAAGAUCAUUGCAGACUCUAUUAAAAAAGAAGCUACAAGAUAUAAAAAUCCCGAAGUAGUUUCAAAAAAACCAAAUCACCAUUCAAGACUAGCUUCAAAUACAAGUAUAGAAGAUGAUAUUCUGAAAUACUUCGUGCUUGAUCUAACUAUUAAACUAAACAAUGUUCGAGCAACAUUACCUUUUAAAGCUCCGGAAUUAACAUAUAUUAAUUAUGCUUUGAUUAGACCUAUUGUCGCUUAUAUUAACUCAAAAAACACCUUCAUUGAGGUUAAGAGUCGUAUUGUUAAAAAUAUUGAAGAUUUCAGCGGCUCUUGGACAAUUUAUGACUCUCUUUUAAUGGAUGAUAUUUCUGAAGAGGUCUAUGAUAGUUUCGUCGAUUAUGUUGCCGAUGAAGAAGCAAGACUAAUAAGAAUGAAAAAAGUAGGUUUCUGGUCAAUCCAACUAUUAUUCCAAUUAAUAGUUUUUGGAUUAGGUGCAUUAACUUAG